UGCAAUUGUCAUUCAUUCUCGUUUUGCUAAAAUUUAAAUGAAUUUAAAGUGAAUUCAGUGCCAAUUAUGAUAUAUUAAAAAACGAGUAUGGCUCAGAAUUUGCAAAAGAAGCCCUCGAAGGGCAUACUGAAGACUUCACGGAGUGUUGACCACCAGGACGGGACCCCUACGACUAGUAAGCGGGCGAAAGAGCAAAGGUUUGACGAAAUGAAUAUAAUGGAGACAUUUCAUCCCCCGAACAAGGAUUACGGGCACAUGAAGGUAGACGAGCCUAAGACGCCUUACUCGGAGUCUAUAGAUGGAGACUUGGUUCCUACAGACGAGUUGGACGCGAAUAUCCUAGCUGCGAAGCUCGCGGCGAGCAUGAACAAACCCCCGAAAUGUGUGGAGUCUUGUGACAGUGACGACGAGGACGAAUCGGAGGAGGCGCGCCAGCGGAGACUCGAGUUCGAGAAGAAGAGGAAAAUACAUUACAAUGAAUUCCAGGCCCUACAACUCGCGCGACAGUUAAUGGCCCAGGAAGAGGAAGACGAGGACAAAGCGGGCACCGCCACUUGACUGCAGCGCACAAUUAACUACUUGCUAAGUGUUCCAACUGGAUUCGAUAAAGUAAGUUCCGGCUUAGCAGACAAUACAACAUUGGAACGAGCUGUUAUUAAUAAAGUACAUAAUAAUAAUCCUAAAUAUGCCAUCGGCGGACAGUUCCUGUGGCAACAACGAAAUCAUAAGUGCUUGCAUAAAUUAUAAUUAUUAUUUAUUGUUGUACGCAAAGAUUCAAAUCAUUAGAUAUACCCUCACGUUUAUGAGUUGAGUGAGCUCACUCGAGUGAGUGAGCUCACUCAACUGUCACUUGUCAUACAGUGACAGAGCUGUGCAAAUUGAUAAUAAUCCAUCUAAUUCAAAAUGUUUAGAUGAUAGGUAGAGUUGAGUAAUGAUUCCCUUUUCCUACUCUACCCUGCAGUUAAGCACAACUAAAUUCAAUCUGCUAUCUGGAGAUUCUGGAUUCGAUGAAUUAUUAAAUCGGGCAAUAGAUACCGAAAGCCUUAGAUCAAGGACUAGUAGAUCAUGGUGGUGCUAAUUCUGUUGUAUAUAAAUCUUAAACUAUAGUUUACUACUUAUAGGAUAUAUCGCCGUAUUCAUCUUUGUCGUCUCGUUAAAAUGAACGUCAGUGAGAGAACUGUUAAUAAUCUAAAAAAGUCUGUCUCUUUUUGAUGACUGUAAAGAUUGGUCAUAAAGAAUACAGGCAUUUCAUAUUCGUCAAAAAUUUCACGCGGUGCGUUGCGGAUUCAACAAUAA
This is a messenger RNA of Pararge aegeria (speckled wood butterfly), 1296 nucleotides long. Its product is annotated as protein phosphatase inhibitor 2-like. The transcript has 3 exons. Bases 88 to 558 code for a protein of 156 amino acids. NCBI's taxonomy places the organism in Eukaryota, Metazoa, Arthropoda, Insecta, Lepidoptera, Nymphalidae. Gene Ontology annotation, molecular function: protein phosphatase inhibitor activity. The record is from RefSeq and is a predicted model, not a curated record. Gene Ontology annotation, biological process: regulation of signal transduction.